AUGCUUGUACGUUUUAUUGGAACAUACUCCAUAAUACCAUCCAACAAUCUCUUCUUUUCAGAUAUACCCAAAAAGGAAGGAAAUGUGGAUGAGAUUGGUGAGAACGAAGACUUGUUUUCACUCGAUUUUGAGAAACAAAUCGAGGAGUACGAGAAAGCACUUGAGCUUGGGCUAGAGACUCCAUAUGACAGCGAAGAAGACGACUAUUAUGAUGAGUAUUGGAAUGGGGAAGAUUUAGUUGGAUUGGGGGGUACUUCUGACACAAAUGUCGCCGUUGCUAAGAAGGCUUUCAAGAACAUUGUUGCACAUGAUCUAUUGCGUCAUCUACUGAAAAGACUCAGAUUUGGAAAUCCAGAAGAAAAAGCUAAAAAGAGAUUAUGGAGUCAUGUGCAAAAACUCAACAAGCUAAAGGAAUUAAAGGCAAACGAAAUGAUGGAUAACGGAAAUCAUGGAAAAAUGCGGGCUGUCAAAGGUGAGUCUCCAUACCAAGCUGCGUAUGGGAAGUGGUGA
Molecule: messenger RNA, 510 nt
Organism: Cylicocyclus nassatus
Lineage: Eukaryota; Metazoa; Nematoda; Chromadorea; Rhabditida; Strongylidae
Source: the annotation of a GenBank genome assembly